Messenger RNA from Girardinichthys multiradiatus, 1687 nucleotides. Its product is annotated as ciliogenesis associated TTC17 interacting protein. Bases 251 to 1306 code for a protein of 351 amino acids. NCBI's taxonomy places the organism in Eukaryota, Metazoa, Chordata, Actinopteri, Cyprinodontiformes, Goodeidae. The record is from RefSeq and is a predicted model, not a curated record. Gene Ontology annotation, biological process: cilium organization; actin filament polymerization. The transcript has 9 exons.
GUUUAUGUGGACUUCUAAUUUCAGCUGUAUACAGUUUACGCUUUCAGACAAAACGAGCGCAAAGUGUCACAGAAUGCAUUAUCGGAUCCAAAUGCGGCUGCGCGCUGACAGCCGCCUCUAAGGUAUUAGAGCGUCGUUACCAUGACAACCUGAAUUCGUUAGUCCUCGAAGAGAAACUGAUGAAAGCGACGCAAUACAGCCGCUGUUCGUAAAGAGUUUGUAAAACCGCUGGAGAAACAGAGAGAAAUUAAUGAUGGACGAGGGAAAAACUGCCGGUGCGCCAACAGUCACCGAAGAGUCCAAACGUGACGAAGAUCUGAAAGCCUCCGACGAGGCUGUCGCUUUCAUGGCCUCCAUUGAGCCAGAGGAGCUGCAGAGGUGUGUGUUUCCAGAGUCUCUGGUGCCGAUGUCUGAUGGGGGCAGAGUCCUGGGAGAGUUCAGCGUGUCUGUGGAGUUUACCCGCAGAGUCCUGCAGCCCUGCCUGCUGCUGCAUGCCCAGAGCCACGGAGCUAUCGACGGCUCCCCCUGUGGAACAACAGUGACAGCCUACCUAACUGUUGACUUGGAGGUCCUGGAGGAAGACUACCAUGAGUAUAUCAAGCUUGACAAUCACAGUGUUGAAAAGAGAUGUCACAUGGUGCAGCACGACAGGCAGAUGAUGAUCAAUAAAUGCACCACAGUGGGAGAGGAAAUGACCAAGGAGUGUGUAUCCUAUCCCAUGUCUGCCCUGAGAGGCCUGGUCACUGAGGGAUCCAGCCUGCUGUUGAUGCGCCUGAUGGCUCUGAGGAAGAAGGUCCCAGAGAACAUGAUCUUUAUCAUCUUAGACCAAUGUUUACAUAUAAAUCAGACCACUUUUAGUGAGCUGGGCGUGAAGCGGAUAGAGGUUUGUGGUGAGGUAUUUGGGGUGCAAAGGAUGGUUGGUUCUGUGAAGGCCAGCUCCUCCACCUGGCAGUGCUACUUCCUGGAUGAUGGUCGCCUGGCCAGCAGAAAACAGGUGGGGUCUCCAGUCACAAUGAAGCUUCUGCAGCAGCCUGCAAAGACAGACAAAGGUCCUGAGAAAGUCUCCCUAGUGUGGGAAGAAGACAUGCAGUUGCACUCGCAGUACCUGGAAAGAAAGGACAAACUGAAGGCAGAACAUGCUUCAUACCUAAGGGAGCAGCCAGAGAUCCGAGCCCUCCUCUCCGAAUUUAUGCAGGACUUGCUAAUUAUGAAACCGGACAACAUCUACCAGUUUGCUCGAGAAUAUUUCCUUUCUUUUUCCUCCAGCCGUUCCUCAGACUCUAAUCUGAAAACCCGCUCAACCUGAAACACUUCAGCAGGCAUCGCCCAUACCUAAAAGCAUUGUCUUGUUACUUGAUGCUCAUUCGACACUUUAAUGUUUUUCAUUGUCAUUUUUUGAGUUUACCUUAUUUAUAAAGAUCAUAUGAUAUAUAUGAGAAUUUAGGGGUAUUAAGGGAAACAUUAGAAUUGCAGUCUUGGUCAUCUUUCCAGAAAUGUAAUGGUUUGGAAUUAACUAGUUUAUUUAAAAUACUAUUGAAGGUUGGUUAGGCCUGAGCUGUUCAUGUCUGGGAAAAGCACACACAGAACUAGAAUAGACUCCUGCACUGGCUUCUUAAAGAUGUAUAAACAGUAGUCCACUAUCUUGUGAGUGGCACAUCUUCUGAAUAAAAGAGGAACUAAAAAUGUC